This is a messenger RNA of Raphanus sativus (radish), 1656 nucleotides long. Its product is annotated as transcription factor bHLH130. Bases 427 to 1470 code for a protein of 347 amino acids. NCBI's taxonomy places the organism in Eukaryota, Viridiplantae, Streptophyta, Magnoliopsida, Brassicales, Brassicaceae. The transcript has 6 exons. Gene Ontology annotation, biological process: regulation of transcription by RNA polymerase II. The record is from RefSeq and is a predicted model, not a curated record. Gene Ontology annotation, cellular component: nucleus. Gene Ontology annotation, molecular function: protein dimerization activity; RNA polymerase II cis-regulatory region sequence-specific DNA binding; DNA-binding transcription factor activity, RNA polymerase II-specific.
UCUUCUCCCAACUUUGCUUUUUAUUUAAAUUUUCAUUUAAUUUAUUUUUUGGUUAUGCUUUUGGAUCCGCCGCUAUCUUCAGCCAUUAAAGCUGGACGCAGAAACUCAGAAGGAGAAAGACGAUAAAUAUUCAUCUCUCCCUAUUCUCUGUUCACCCACCGUUCUUCUUCCUUACUCUCUCUGUUUCUUCUUCACCUCCUUUCCUUCCCUUCAUCCUCAAGCUGUUAUCCCCUGCUUACAUCUCAAGCUGAAAUCUUAUUUCCCGGGAAAGCGACACAACACACUAAUAGUAGAAACAGUUGACGGCUUGACGCUGAAGACGAUGUAUCCCCAACUUUGUUCUUAACUGAAACGUUACGAAACAGAGCAUUAUAGCGAGAAGGUAAGACAGUGAAAGCAGAGCUCAUCGCAAAGUUAGUUUCUUUCAUGGAUUCAAACACUCGCAAUCAUCUAUACGACCCAAAUCACAUAUCUUCUUCUUCCGGGUCGGGUCUUCUCCGCUUUCGAUCUGCACCCAGCUCUGUUCUCGCCGCUUUCGUAGACGACGACGACGACAAGACCGGGUUCAACUCCUCCGGCAGGUUUCUUAAUGACCUAAAUGGAUUCGAUGACAAGUCUCCUGUUUCCGCCGCUCUUCCUCCGCCGCCGCCGCCGCAGCAGCCAGAGCCGUCGAGCUUUCUGGGUUUGCCGCCGCAUUACCCUAGACAGAGCAAGGGGAUGAUGAUGACUACGAUUGGUUUGGAUCAGUAUCUGGAUUUGAAUAACCAUCACCUUAAACCAGUAGGGUCAAAUCUUCUCCGGCAAAGCAGCUCGCCCGCCGGGAUGUUCACCAACCUCUCCGGUCAAAACGGUUAUGGUUACGUUGGUGAAGAAGAGGAAGAAGAGGAGGAGAGUCCAUCUCAUUCCAACGGGUUAAGACGCCAUAGCAGUCUCUCUUCGAGGCCGCCACCUUCUUCUCUUGGAAUGCUCUCUCAGAUACCUGAAAUCGACUCUGAGAGUGUUCAGUAUAGCCAUUGGAAUGAUCCAUCCAGUUUCAUUCAUAACUUAUCAUCCUCCUCUGAGUCCUCUCUCAAAACAGAAACAGAGGACGACGGUAAACUCUUUCACGGAUCUCAUUUAAUGUCACAUCACUUGAGUCUGCCCAAGUCAUCAUCAUCAUCUACAGCCUCGGACAUGGUUUCAGUGGAUAAGUAUCUGCAGCUACAAGACUCUGUUCCUUGUAAAAUCCGAGCCAAACGUGGUUGCGCCACACAUCCUCGAAGCAUCGCUGAACGGGUAAGGAGAACGAAGAUAAGCGAACGAAUGAGGAAACUACAAGAGCUUGUUCCUAAUAUGGAUAAGCAAACAAACACGGCAGAUAUGUUGGAUUUAGCUGUGGAUUACAUCAAAGAUCUACAAAGACAGUAUAAGAUUUUAAACGAGAAUAGAGCUAACUGCAAGUGUUUGAACAAGGAGAAGUAUUUGAUAUAGCGCGCAACACGGUUGGUGUAUAUAGGAGGAUCGAAGAAAACAAAGCGGAAAGAAAAAAAGGAUAAGGAAGACACAAUGUCUUGUCUGAAUAUUUUUUAGCCUAAACAGACCAAAUUGUCCUAAGCAAAAAUGCAUAUUACUUUCAACAUAUCCUAAGCAAUAGUACUCAAAUUAUUUUUCCCUCCU